This is a messenger RNA of Amphibalanus amphitrite, 2990 nucleotides long. RefSeq lists its product as uncharacterized. Bases 54 to 2243 code for a protein of 729 amino acids. Gene Ontology annotation, molecular function: protein kinase binding. Gene Ontology annotation, cellular component: centriole; pericentriolar material; cytoplasm. The transcript has 11 exons. The record is from RefSeq and is a predicted model, not a curated record. Gene Ontology annotation, biological process: centrosome duplication; centrosome-templated microtubule nucleation; protein localization to centrosome. Lineage: Eukaryota; Metazoa; Arthropoda; Thecostraca; Balanomorpha; Balanidae.
GACCCGGGACCGGUGCCCGAGCGGUCGCCCCGCCGCGCCCUCCGCCCGCCGCCAUGGCCGACGCCGGCGAGCUGUGCUCCCAGCUGAGCGACCUGGCCGAGCUGAGUGAGCUGCCCGAGCUGCGCUCGGUGGCCGAGCUGUCGCCCGUCUCCGACCUGUUCCCGGACGCCGAGCUGUGCGUGGCCGAACUCUCGCCGAUGGCCCACCUGCCGUCCGCAGAUCUGGAGGCGGCCAUCGAGCUCGACAUGCUGGAGACGACGCGCGGCCCGCUGCUCUGGACGGGCACGGCCGUCGGUGGUGGCGACUCGCGGCCGCUCAGCCUCCGCAACAACUCCGACUCCGAGACGCUGAGCAUCGCGCUGGAGAUCGCCGACGGCUCGGUGUUCCAGUUCCAGGGCGACCAGCCGGGCCGGGCCCUGGAGCUGACGCUGCCGCCGGCCACCGAGAGGCGCGUGCCGGUACUGUUCGCCCCGCCGGCCGCCGACUGUUACCGGGACUCUGUGCUGGUGCGCAAGGCCGCCCAGCCGACAGGACUCGCCGCCGUGAUCCCGCUGUGCGGCUAUGGCGGCGCCGCCAACAUCCAGGUGUGUCUGAACACCCGCCAGCCGACGGCCGGCCUGACGCUGCUGCUCAACAUGACGGCGCCGGACGGCUCGCUGCUGGCCGGCCUGAUGGUCGCCAACCGCGGACCGCGCGCCGCCUACGUCCGCCUCUUCGUCUGCACAGACUCGACGUGCCGGGAGCGCGUGCCGGACGGUGCGGCCACCGCACUGCCGGCGCGCUGUGUGGUAGCCGCCGGGGAGACCCAGCAGCUGACGGUGGCCGUGCCGCCGAGCCAGCCGGCCGCCGCCGCCGGCCUGGCCGUCUCCGUGCUCUGCGGGGACGAGGUGCUGCGCCGCGAGCUGCGCCACGCCUGGCCGACGGGCGCGCCGGCGCUGCAGCGGCCGCGCGGCUUCCUCCAGCUCACCGACUUCCAGGAAACGUUUGAUGGCGAGCUGCAGGACCUGUGCUCUGACGUGCCGCUCGGCAUCCCUCCGAACAAGCUGGAGGACGUCUUCUUCAGCAACAUGAGACAGACCAAGCUGCCGCUCCUGUACCCGGAGGGGGCCGGCGGAGCGGCGGCGACGGCGGCAGUGGCCGGCCCGUCCGGCCGCGGUAACCUGCAGGAGCUGCAGCCGGCCGCUGUGCCCCGCACCGUCACCGUGGGCCGAGCGGGUAGCUCCACGCCCGUCAGCCCUCAGCGAGCCGCGGCGGGUCCCAGCCUGGCUCCGGGCGGCUCCCCGCGGCGCCCGUCGGCCUCUCCGAGUCGCACCAAGAGCAGUCCGAGGAAGCGCGGCCCGCCGCUGGCCCCGCCGCCGCCGCCGCCGCCCCCUCCGCCGCCGCCGGCCGCGGAGGACGAGGACUGGUGGCCGGACGGGCCGGGCGCCGAGCGGGUGGUGGCUACAGACAGCGGCCGGCCGCGGCUGCGCCUCUCCACCGACCACCUGCUGUUCCCGCUCACGGCGCUCGGCGUGCCUAGCGAGGCCGCCCUGCAGCUCACCAACCUGGGAGAGGACGUGCUCACCUGGAACAUACUCGGCUACAGCGUGCCCUACCUGGUCAAGGGCGCCCACCCGGACAAGAUGAAGAAGUGCGGGUACGACGUGUUCAAGAUCCGUCCGAAGGAGGGUGAGGUGGCGUCUGGGCAGACGGUGUCUCUGCAGGUGCGGUUCAGCCCGCCGUACCCUGGGAAGCUGACGCAGCACUUCCAGCUGCUCUGCAAGCCGGCCAAGGAGCCUGUGGGUCAGCCGAUGGUGGUGUACACGGUGCCAGUACGGGUCUCGGGCCGCGGCAGUGUGCUCGAGGACGGGGAAGACGAGGCGGACCUGCUGACCACUCCGCUGCACGUCUCCAGCCAAAGCUUCUACUUCGACCACUGGUCCAUGUGCCACAAACUGGACGUGACCAACAAAACCUGCGAGGACUUGGAUGUGGACUACCACGUGACGGGUCCGUUCAAGGUGGUCUCGGGGCCCAACGAGCGCACGCCCACCGAGCUGACCGAGGGCCGGCUGCUGGCGCCGUCGCAGCGCUACGUGCAGAUGUCCAUCUACUUCUGUCCGGAGGCGGUGGGCCAGUACACCGGCGAGCUGCGCCUCUGGCUCGGCCACGCGCCCUGGAGCCACCUGGUGCAGCUGGGUGGCAACUGCCGGCCCGGCGAGCCGGAGGCCCUGCGCGACACACAGCUGGCCGGCGGACUGUGAGUAGACGACCGAGGCGCGCCAGCGCUGCGCCGGCGCCGAGCCGCCAGUACUGCCGGGCUGCCGCCAGCGGCCGGCGACCCCACAACGACCUCCCCGCGACCCGGGCUGCUGGCGACCCCACAGCGACCUCCCCGCGACCCGGGCGGCGGGCCGGGCCGGAGCCAACCAAUCUGAUGCAUUUCAACGGUUGUAACUGUAAAUGUCCCUUUUGUAUAGUGGUUUUUUAAUCAUCGGUGCGCAUGCACAACAAUAACUGGUUUUCCAGGGCGCGCGAGAUUUGACCUUCCAAUUGCCAUAUCACCCUGUUCAUCAAGUAGAUGUUUUUGAUCGCAUGCCAUUUUUACUGUAGCUUUUUAACGACAUUUUGACAUCAUGUGUGGACGCCGAUCUGAUGUUCGCUCGCCGGUUUUCACGAUUCAUUGUUUCGACAUAGGCUGUGUGAGAGGGUCGUUGGGGCAGCUGUUCGCUCGCGCAGCUCGCCCUGUACAGUUUUCGUCCUGGCUGUUUGGUGGCAGCGCGCUGGCGCCGCUGACUUGAACGCUGGUUUUUGUAGUGGCAGGGAAUGAACCGUUCUUGACGCGAUAAUUUCGGCCCCCAAAAUUGUGUAGUCCCUGGAGUGUUUUAUGAGGCAGUGUAGUAUUUGGUGGAGGUUUCGGAUUCCCUGCCUCAUGAAUUGGAAAUGCGUAGUACUUACUAGUAGUAGGAGCAUUUGGACUAUCUCCUUGUCUUUCGGACCUAAAUUAACCC